Messenger RNA from Paramecium octaurelia, 768 nucleotides. NCBI's taxonomy places the organism in Eukaryota, Ciliophora, Oligohymenophorea, Peniculida, Parameciidae. The record is from the annotation of a GenBank genome assembly.
AUGAAUUAUUAUACUUCUUUAGAUGGAGGCUCAAAAGUCUAAGAUUUAAUUGAACAGAUUAGAAAAAUGGAUGCGACUAUUUCUGAGGCUGUUAAUUAGAGAAACUUAAAAUUAUAAACUAAUUAAUCUGUACAAAUGGUAUUUUGAAAUUACAUUUUCUUAGGUAGAUAGGCAACUGGCAACAUAAAUUGAAGCAAUCAAUAAUUCGAUUAAUUAAGCAAGGAUCUUAUUAAAUAAAUCAUCGAAUCUGUAUUCUAUUUAAAUGAACUAGUUCUCAAACUGAUAUCUAGAAAUCAAAGGAUUUAUUAGAUGAAUUCUAAAAUAAGUCAGAAAAGUUUAGAAAAGCAUUAGAUAUCAAAUAAGUUUUCAAAUUAGUAAUAAAUCAUAUAUAUUUAAUCUUAAUUAUAGGAUACUCCAUAAGCAAACAUUGAUUUUAGUUCUAAAUCUAACGUUGAAAUGGUUUAGAUGUAAUAAUAGCUAGUUGAAAAGCAAAACAAUACCAUAGACUAAAUGAUUGAUACAACAGGGAGAAUGUAAGUUAAUGCCAAAAAUAUUAAUAAUGCUUUAAAGGAGGAUUAAUUUAUUUUAAGAAGAUUGAAUGAGAAUGUAAAAGUGAUUUUAACUUUAGGUUGAAGAAGCCACUCAUGAAAUCAAAGUUACUGAUUCUAAUCUUAAGAGUCUGUUAUCAUACACUAAUGAUUGUUGUUUAUGGACAACCAUCAUAAUUGAAUUUAUGAUUUUUGUUUUUCUUGUUAUAUAUUGAUGAUG